AUGAAAAGUCUUAUAAGCUUUCUAGCCCUUCUAUGACUAGCUGUAGGAGAUCCUUCAAGAACUGCUAAAGAUGGAUACUUAGAUCCUGGAAAAAUCAGAUGAUGAAAAGAUACUUGGGCUCCUAAUCCUAUUGAGCUUUCCCAAACCAAUUCUGGGACUUCCAGUGUCACUGUCACUGUACAUUUUAGACCUCAAACAUCUUUACCAACAACUGGGAAUUUGGGGAUUGUUAUUGUGACUGUGCCAUCAGCUUUGUCGAGCACAACAAUUUAUACUUCUAGCUCUAUCGCAAUAAAGGCAAAUACUGAUACUUCGUAUUCUUUUAUUUUGGCAACAGCUUUACCUUCUGCCGGAGUUUACGGGCCUUUCCAAAUUGUGACUAAAACUUCACCAUCUGGGCAGAUCUACGAUGCAAACUACGUUUUUGGUUGUGUCGCAGUUUCAGCCUCUGUUUCAGCUUCUUCUAAUUCUUUGACCGUAAGCGCAGUCACUUUGACUUCUUCUACAGCUAUUGUUGGCUCCUCAGAUGGACUUUACUUUACUUUUACAAUUCCUACUGGCACAAAUCUUUGAAAACACGACAUUUUUGAAAUCGUCCCUGACACCUACUGGACAAUUCCUUCAAGCCCAACUUGUUCUUCUGUCGAUAUUUCAAGCACUACUAACUAUAUCAAAGGCCCUAAAGGAGGCAAUAGUCUACCUUGUGCUAUUGCAGCUACCGGAGGGGCUAAUGGAGGAUAUAGCACUGCUAAAUCAACCGCAACCCCUGCUACAAACAGUAUUUAUAUAUAUGGGCUUUCUCAAGACGUGAUUAUAACAUCAAGUUAUCAGGUCAAGCUUAAAGUUUCCAGCUUUACUCUCCCUCUCGCAACUAUUUCAUCGUCAAACUUUAGUUGGAAUCUAAAAAUCUGGAGGUGGGGAACUACCAACCUUCUUGCUCAAUAUGCUGGAACUGGGCCAUUGACACCAGUUGCAGGCUCCGUAACAAUUAACUCGUGGGCUCCUUAUAAUAUCAAUUUAGCUUCAACUGACAUCCCAGAUAGCAGUUCAAACAAUUUUUACUUGUUUACUAAGCUCAAUUUUCAAGCAGCCCACGCAAUAACAUAUGGGACAAUCGUCAUUACCUUUAACAGCAACGCAGAUAUUUCUUCUGGGUACUGGUGGCAAGAUCAUGAGGACACACUCCAUGAUACUAGAGGAAAAUGUUAUCUGAAUACCUACGUAAAAGGUAUUACAUGCAGUGUCAGUAGCUCAAAAGCAACUAUAACUAUAGCGUCAGGUGUUACUUUGGCAGCAAAUACAGCUAUCUCAAUCACAUUAUUGACCAAACUUACCUCAGGAGCCGGAAUUACCUCAAUAAUAACUACUGAUGGAAUUUCUUCUACGACUAUUGAUCGAAUUACUACUGCAACCUCAUGGCCAUUUAACUCUGCAUAUUCGACUUAUGUACCUAUGACUAGUUUCCAAUUCUUUGCAACUGCUACAAAUGAAAUACCUAUAAGUGGAAUGCUCACUUCAGGGGAACAAAAAGGAGGAUAUAUUAAUGGAAUCCAAUAUUUAAUGUGGUAUAUGACCCCAAAAAAUGACUGGUCUGCAUCCACCACAUUAAAAGUCAGUUUACCAAUUUCUAAUUCAGGGGUGCAGCUGCUUACAUCUUAUAUUACUACUUGCGCCACAUAUAAAGAAAAAAUACUUGCAAUCUGAGAUUAUUCUUCAAGCACUGUAGCGCUUGAAUCGGCUGUAAACACCCCAACUCUCAAUGCUGGAAAUCCAGGAUCUAUUUCGAUUGCAUUUAAUGCGAACGGAUUCCCUACCACAUCAAAUAAGAAUAUGUUUGCUUUUUCAUAUGGGGAUAACUCAGGUGCUUCUGUUCAAAAUGCGCUGCCAUUUGUAGCAUCAAAUGUAGCUACUUUCUAUGAGUGUUGGGCUAAGACUUCAUCUACAACAAAUGGAGCAGUAACUGAAUUCUCUAACUAUGUUUUCUCAGUAAUAACAUCACAAGUUGAUUCUGCAUUAAAAGUUGCUUCACUGUACAAAGACAAUUAUGCUGGAAUUCCAAUUGCUGUAGUUUUCCAUGCUUUGAAUGCUCAAGCUCUAAACCCACUCCCAUCUUAA
Blepharisma stoltei is the source of this 2115-nucleotide messenger RNA. The record is from the annotation of a GenBank genome assembly. NCBI's taxonomy places the organism in Eukaryota, Ciliophora, Heterotrichea, Heterotrichida, Blepharismidae.